Molecule: messenger RNA, 1356 nt
Organism: Procambarus clarkii (red swamp crayfish)
Lineage: Eukaryota; Metazoa; Arthropoda; Malacostraca; Decapoda; Cambaridae
Source: RefSeq, a predicted model, not a curated record
AUGGCUCGAUUCGUGCUUUGCAAAUGCAUUAAUCAUGUUCAGAUUACUAUUCCCAACACGGAAUACUUGUGGGAGAGAGGAGUGUGUUUGUUUGAUAGUGACAAGGAGGAGUGUGAUAGUGACAGGGAGGAGUAUGAUAGUGACAGGGAGGAGUGUGAUAGUGACAGGGAGGAGUAUGAUAGUGACAGGGAGGAGUGUGAUAGUGACAGGGAGGAGUAUGAUAGUGACAGGGAGGAGAGUGAUAGUGACAGGGAGGAGUGUGAUAGUGACAGGGAGGAGAGUGAUAGUGACAGGGAGGAGUGUGAUAGUGACAGGGAGGAGUAUGAUAAUGACAGGGAGGAGUGUGAUAGUGACAGGGAGGAGAGUGAUAGUGACAGGGAGGAGUAUGAUAGUGACAGGGAGGAGUAUGAUAAUGACAGGGAGGAGUGUGAUAGUGACAGGGAGGAGAGUGAUAGUGACAGGGAGGAGAGUGAUAAUGACAGGAAGGAGAGUGAUAAUGACAGGGAGGAGUGUGAUAGUGACAGGGAGGAGUAUGAUAGUGACAGGGAGGAGUAUGAUAGUGACAGGGAGGAGUGUGAUAGUGACAGGGAGGAGUGUGAUUGUGACAGGGAGGAGUGUGAUAGUUACAGGGAGGAGUGUGAUAGUGACAGGGAGGAGAGGAAUAAUGACAGGGAGGAGUGUGAUAGUGACAGGGAGGAGUGUGAAAUUGACAGGGAGGAGGAGGAGUGUAAUAGUGAAAGGGAGGAGUGUGAUAGUGACAGGGAGGAGUGUGAUAGUGACAGGAAGGAGUGUGAUGGUGACAGGGAGGAGUAUGAUAGUGACAGGGAGGAAUGCGAUAGUGACAGGGAGGAGAGUGGUAAUGACAGGGAGGAGUGUGAUAGUGACAGUGAGGAGUGUGAUAGUGACAGUGAGGAGUGUGAUAGUGACAGUGAGGAGUGUGAUGGUGACAGGGAGGAGUGUGAUAGUGACAGGGAGGAGUAUGAUAGUGACAGGGAGGAGUGUGAUAGUGACAGGGAGGAGCAUGAUACUGACAGGGAGGAGUGUGAUAGUGACAGGGAGGAGUAUGAUAAUGACUGGGAGGAGUAUGAUAGUGACAGGGAGGAGCAUGAUAAUGACAGGGAGGAGUGUGAUGGUGACAGGGAGGAGCACGAUAAUGACAGUGAGGAGUGUGAUGGUGACAGGGAGGAGUGUGAUAGUGACAGGGAGGAGUAUGAUAGUGACAGGGAGGAGUGUGAUAGUGACAGGGAGGAGCAUGAUACUGACAGGGAGGAGUGUGAUAGUGACUGGGAGGAGCAUGAUAAUGACAGGGAGGAGUGGGAUGGUGACAGGGAGGAGCACGAUAAUGACAGGGAGUAG